CUAAUCUCUGCGUCCGAACCCUCAGCCGCCGCCAUCGCACCCUCCUCUCCUCUCCUCUCCUCUCGUCGCCGCCCCCGCCGCUGCUACCGACAUGGCCUCUGCCGUCUCCUCUUUUCUAUCCUUGUCUUCCUCGUCCGAUCGUCUCGAUCGUCUCCCGUUCCGCAAUAGGAACCAUAACAACAGAGGAAUCGGGAAGCUAAGCUCCGCCUUCCCCCACCUCUGGAACCCUACCGAUUCCAUCCUCCUUCGCCACCGUCGCCCGGCCCGGAUCUGCUGCUCUUCCACUGCCGCGUCGUCUAGCGGCAGCAACCAUCAGCAGCUGAAGACCAGGCGGCCGGCGGAGGAGAAUAUCCGCGAGGAGGCGUGCCGGCGUGACGAGGCGACCGGGUCGUGCGGAUUCUCGGCGUGCUACGUGCCCUUCAAUGCUCCCGCUGACACCGCCGAGACAUACUCGCUGGAUGACGUGGUGUACCGUGGCCGGUCCGGCGGCCUCCUCGACGUCCGCCACGACAUGACGGCUCUGAAGCGCUUCCCGGGCUCCUAUUGGCGCGACCUGUUUGAUUCCCGCGUCGGCCGCACUACCUGGCCUUACGGCUCCGGCGUCUGGUCCAAGAAGGAGUUCGUGCUCCCGGAGAUUGACCCAGACCACAUUGUCUCCCUCUUCGAGGGCAACUCCAACCUCUUCUGGGCGGAGCGCCUUGGCCGCGAUCACCUUGGUGGCAUGCCCGACCUUUGGGUCAAGCACUGCGGCAUCUCGCAUACCGGCUCUUUCAAGGACCUGGGCAUGACCGUCCUCGUCAGCCAGGUCAACCGCCUCCGCCGCAACCCCCUCAACCGCCCGAUCGCCGGCGUCGGCUGCGCCUCCACGGGGGACACCUCUGCCGCCCUAUCCGCCUACUGCGCAGCCGCCGGUAUCCCCGCCAUCGUGUUCCUCCCCGCCGACCGCAUCUCCCUUGCCCAGCUCGUCCAGCCCAUCGCCAACGGUGCCACCGUACUCUCCAUCGACACUGACUUCGACGGCUGCAUGCGCCUCAUCCGCGAGGUCACCGCCGAGCUUCCCAUCUACCUCGCCAAUUCCCUCAACUCCCUCCGCCUCGAGGGCCAGAAGACCGCUGCCAUCGAGAUCCUUCAGCAGUUCGACUGGGAGGUGCCCGACUGGGUCAUCGUUCCCGGCGGCAACCUCGGCAACAUCUACGCCUUCUACAAGGGGUUUGAGAUGUGCCGUGAGCUCGAGCUUGUUGACCGCAUGCCACGCCUCGUAUGUGCGCAGGCUGCCAACGCCAACCCUCUCUACCUGCAUUACAAGUCAGGUUGGGCUGACUUCAAGCCGGUGAUUGCUGCAGACACGUUCGCCUCUGCUAUUCAAAUUGGUGACCCCGUCUCAAUCGACCGUGCCGUUUUUGCAUUAAAGGCAACCGAUGGAAUCGUCGAGGAGGCCACCGAGGAGGAGCUGAUGGACGCCAUGUCUCUUGCUGACCGGACAGGCAUGUUUGCCUGCCCACACACAGGGGUUGCACUCGCUGCAUUAUUCAAGCUGAGGGAAAGGGGGGUGAUUGGCACCAAUGACCGGACCAUAGUGGUCAGCACUGCUCAUGGGCUCAAGUUCACGCAGUCCAAGGUCGCCUACCAUUCAAAUGAAAUAGCUAAUAUGGAUUGCCGGUAUUCAAACCCACCUGUAAGUGUGAAGGCUAGUUUUGGGGCGGUGAUGGAUGUCUUGAAGAAAAAGCUUGAUGGUAAGCUUGGGCUGUGAAUGAUAUAAAGAUUGCAUCGGAUCUGGAAUGUGGAUUUCCUUUGUCAGCCUCUGUUCACACGAUGAUGAAUCAGAUUGCAUGUAGGUCUCAGCAAAGAUGAGCUACUUUUGAUGAUAAAGAAAAGGAUUUUCCCUGGUUGCUGUCAUCUGAUGAAGUUGAACUGAGAUUGCCUUGGAUAUACUUCAGUUACAAUACGCCCCAUUUGAUGCUAGACUUCCUUGCUAAUGGUGCAUUGGUAAGGCAUGUAGAGGGACUUGAUGCUUGCAAAACUUCUUAGCGAGCCUCGAGUUAUUAUUCGGUCAUCUUCUUCUCUUUAUCUGACGUAUGAGUUGUACCUUUACAGCAAAAAUCAAAAUGUAAUUGCUGAUCAUCAGGAUCUGAGCAAGGCUGUGUUUAGUUUAUGGGCAAAAGCUCUUGUGGAUUCUUCCUCGGCUGAAGCUUUAGGAUAACCGAGUCUCGUGUCCGAGUAGUUCUGGCACAGUUGUUACCCUACGAUAACAAAUAUUGCCAACUGGAAUCCCGAUUGCAAUUGUAUGCAUUGUGGAUUGCUAGGUGCUGAAUUUUUGGUUAGAGUGCUGGAUGAUUCUUGAUUCCUGAUGGCAACCAGUCAAGCAAACAAGCGAAGUCGAUGGUGGCCAAGCCUCUCGGAAUCUCGUCUGUGGAGAAAUAAGCUGAACAUACAAAGUUUGUCGUUGCCAAUCUGUACUUAGUGCCCAGUUUCAUACUCCACAGUUCUGUCCAACUUUACUUGAAUGGUGCUGGAUUUCUGAAACCUACAUUAGUUUCUACUUAUUUGAAAUUUAUCUUAUCUGGAAGGAGAUGUCAUGCAUUGAAUUGAUAACUGCAUUAUGAUUGCAACCUUAUUCAUUCUUUA
Molecule: messenger RNA, 2625 nt
Organism: Musa acuminata AAA Group (dessert banana)
Lineage: Eukaryota; Viridiplantae; Streptophyta; Magnoliopsida; Zingiberales; Musaceae
Product: threonine synthase, chloroplastic-like
Exons: 5
Coding region: 92-1750 (552 amino acids)
Biological process (GO): L-cysteine biosynthetic process
Cellular component (GO): cytoplasm
Molecular function (GO): threonine synthase activity; pyridoxal phosphate binding
Source: RefSeq, a predicted model, not a curated record